This is a messenger RNA of Prorocentrum cordatum, 468 nucleotides long. The record is from the annotation of a GenBank genome assembly. Lineage: Eukaryota; Dinophyceae; Prorocentrales; Prorocentraceae.
AUGCCGCCCGAGGAGCAGAAGCUCCAGGAGGAGGAGAACUCGCAGCUCGGGAGCGGCAUCAGCAGCCUCGCCACGGCGUUCUCGGACCCCAGGGCGUUCCUCAUGGGCCUGGACUCCAUCAAGACCUUUGCGGCGGGCAUCCGCGCUGCGAUAGAGCACGGGGGCGAGGGGAGAUGCCUGGCCGCGGGGGAGUUCGCGGGCUACGGUUGCGGGAGCGACAAGGACGACAUGCCGAAGAUCUGCUCCUGCCGCAGCCACUUCGAGCUGUGUUGGCUGCCCGACGACCCGUCGCUGAUCGUGAAGAAGUACCCCUCGCAGGCGGCGCUGGACAACGCGAAGGCGCUCCUCUUCGGGAAGUGCUACACCUCGUACGUGCUGAUCGCGGCGGUUUGCGUCGGCGGCUUGUGCGUGGCCGCGGUGGUGGCAAAGGUGCUGAAGGGCAUGCUCACCAAGAAGACCCAGGACUGA